Molecule: messenger RNA, 975 nt
Organism: Prosopis cineraria
Lineage: Eukaryota; Viridiplantae; Streptophyta; Magnoliopsida; Fabales; Fabaceae
Product: ethylene-responsive transcription factor CRF5-like
Exons: 1
Coding region: 1-975 (324 amino acids)
Biological process (GO): regulation of DNA-templated transcription
Molecular function (GO): DNA-binding transcription factor activity; DNA binding
Source: RefSeq, a predicted model, not a curated record
AUGAGGGGAACCGAAUUCUCUGGGCAGAAAACCAUCACAAGCAAGCUUGUGAGAAACUCGUUCUUUACUGGGGGGGAACCAAGAGUCGUUCGGAUUUCUGUAGCUGACAACUAUGCUACUGAUUCUUCCAGUGAUGAAGACGAGAGAGACCACCGAUUUCCUCGCCCGCCGAAGAAGUUUGUCCAUGAGAUCAGAAUCGAAGAUUUCUCGAGUUUCACAGCUAGCAGAGAAGUUAACGGUGAUUCCAGACCCAUUUUGAAGGAGAAGUCGAAGCAGAAGAGGGAGAAACGUCCUGCAAUACCCCGAAGAAAACAGGGCCUUCCCAACGGGAAGAAGUUUCGCGGCGUCAGGCAGAGACUGUGGGGGCGGUGGGCAGCCGAGAUUCGGGACCCGUUUCUGCGAGCUCGGAAGUGGCUUGGCACGUUCGACACGGCAGAGGAAGCGGCUUUGAUGUACGACAUAGAAGCCAUUCGUCUAAGAGGAGCCGACGCUCUUACUAAUUUAAUCAAACCGCCCGAGAAACACCAACCUCUCGUGCUGCCAUUGAGUAAUGACGCGUCCCAAGGGUCAGUGAAAUGUCCUCUGAAGAAGAAGAACAAGUGGUUGGAAAAUGAGUGUGUCUACGAUUCAAGCAAAGAGUCUCGAGAUUUACUGUCGUCGUCUUCUUCCUCGCCGACUUCUGUUCUCAGAUACAGUGGGAGAGGGUCCUUUGAGCGUACAGGGUGGGCAGGCAUCCAGGAAUCCAGAGAAGAAGAAGAAAAGUUCUUGUUCCCAGAUUCAUCACCUGAAUUCGUGUCCUAUUGUUAUACGGAUUACGAAACUCCUCUGAGCCAGCCGUUGUUUGUUGAAUCCAGUGUGCCUCAACUGAUUUCUAGUGAGAUUUUGAGGGACAUUCCCUUUCAACUCGAUGAUGAUUUUGAAUCUUCCAAGUGGGUCGUAGAUAAUUACUUUCAGGAUCCUUUGCCUCUGAAAUGA